Messenger RNA from Drosophila subobscura, 4049 nucleotides. RefSeq names its product aspartate--tRNA ligase, mitochondrial (gene AspRS-m). Gene Ontology annotation, molecular function: ATP binding; aspartate-tRNA ligase activity. The transcript has 8 exons. Gene Ontology annotation, biological process: aspartyl-tRNA aminoacylation. Lineage: Eukaryota; Metazoa; Arthropoda; Insecta; Diptera; Drosophilidae. Bases 302 to 3607 code for a protein of 1101 amino acids. The record is from RefSeq and is a predicted model, not a curated record. Gene Ontology annotation, cellular component: cytoplasm; mitochondrion.
UAUCACACUGGUAGUUCUGAAACCAAGCCAAAACAACCAUUUUUCAUAAAAAUUCAAUAUCAGCGUAAUAUAUAUAGUUUAGGUGCAUUAUUCUGGCGUUAUUUAUUUUGUUAAACAAAGUGCAAUUGUGGCUUUGCCAUCAGUUCACCUGCUACGGACGAUUUGGCGUAGUCACCAGAGACUGCAACUACAAGCAGCACUCGUGCAUCGUGCGUCGGCGAGCAGUGGAAAUUUAAGGCGGCACCAGAACUCCCCAAUUUCAUUAGCGCUAGCGGAAGACCCGGCUGAUUGUAGUCACAUAAUGAGUGGUCGGUAUCGUGGCGGCGGUGGAGGUGGCGGGCGUUAUGGCGGCGGACCGGGUGGUCCGCCAGGUGGCCCUGGCUAUGGCGGCGGUGGCUAUAAUGAUUUUGACAAUUAUCGAGGCGGCGGUGGCAAUGGAGGCGGAAACGGUGGCGGCUACAACGACAACUUCGGCCCAGGACCCAAUCCCUUUAAUAUGGGCCCCAACGUUUCCUACAAUGACAUGAUGCAACUUAUGAGCGCCAUGGCCAGCAACAUCAACAUGAACUCGCAGCCCCCGCAGCCCAUGAGGCAGAGUUGCGGCGAACUAAGGAAUCAUCAUUGCGGCCUGUUCGUGGAACUCUCGGGUAGGCUGAUCAAGAAGCGAGUGAAUCGCUUCGCUGAGCUGAGGGAUCGCAAUGGUGGCGCCUGCCAGCUGGUUGUUCUCGAGGACAAGCAUCCCCGGGUGGCGCGACGCAUGAACAACAUGCCCGAGAACACAACGCUCACGAUUGUGGGCCAAGUGAUGAGGAGGCCGCACAAUUCCUGCAAUCAAACGAUGCCAACGGGCGAAAUAGAGGUUGAGGUUCAAGAUAUCCUCAACAUCCACUUCCCGGCGAGUGGCACAAAGCGAGCGGGCGAUAAGCGCAGCUACAGCACCAUGGUGCAGCAGCAGAGCACUCAGGGCAUAACCAGCACCGAAUACAAGAUUGCCAGGAACGAAAACAUUCUGAAAUACUUUGAAAAUCGCGAUCUAACGUGCAACGAUCUGAGGCGCGAUGAUGUGGGAAAAACUGUUACUCUGGUGGGCUGGAUACCAUCAACGAAAAACAAUAAAUUCCUGCAGCUCAAGGAUGGCUAUGGACAAACUCAGUUAAUGAUUGAAGAUCAGUCGCUUGUAGACACUUUUAUGUCCACGCCCGACCAAACUGUGCUCCAAGUGGUGGGAAAAGUGCUGGGCAGACCCAAAGCCAAUAUUAAUUUGAAAUACGACACUGGCGAGGUGGAGGUUAGUGUGACGAGCGUCAAGAUCUUGAAUCCCGAUGAUCCAUACGACGGACCCAUUAAAAUCAAAGAGAAACAACAGAAGAUGUCCAUUGAUGAUCUGGAGGCUGAAGAGGCCGCCGCUUGCGGCUCCUCCCAUGCGGACAGCAACAAUGGUGAGCCCAAGGAAGACGGUGGGCCGGAGACCACGUUAUCCACGAACAAUGGCAGCAAUACCGAGCAGCGCAUAAAGGUGGCCGACACGAAUAAGUUUGCUGAUCGCACGCACAAUUGUGGGGAGCUCACAUCGAAUGAGAUCAACGAAAAGGUUGUCAUAUGCGGAUGGCUGGAAUUCCAGCGGAUGAACAAGUUCUUCAUACUGCGCGAUGCCUAUGGCCAGACGCAAGUGCUGCUGUUGCCGAAGACCAAGGGUCUGGAGGAGUAUGCAGAGACUGGCGUGCCCAUUGAGUCAAUUGUGCGGGUGGAGGGCACGGUAAUACCACGGCCAGGCGCCACUGUAAAUCCUAAAAUGAGCACCGGACACGUUGAAGUGGAGGCGGACACGGUUCUGGUGCUGAAUCCGUCCAAGAAGAAUCUGCCCUUCGAGAUACGUAAAUUCAAUCGUGCCGGAGAGCGACUCCGACUCACUCAUCGCUAUCUGGACUUGAGGUUCAAUGACAUGCAGCACAAUCUCCGCCUGCGCUCCUCGGUUAUCAUGAAGAUGCGCGAAUAUCUCGUCAACUAUUUGGGCUUUGUCGAGGUGGAGACGCCGACUCUGUUCCGACGCACACCGGGCGGUGCUCAGGAGUUUGUGGUGCCCACCCGCAAGGCCGGACACUUUUAUUCGCUCGUCCAGAGCCCGCAGCAGUUCAAGCAAAUGCUCAUGUCUGGCGGCAUCGAUCGGUAUUUCCAAGUGGCGCGAUGCUACCGUGACGAGGCAACGCGUCCCGAUCGUCAGCCGGAAUUCACACAGCUCGACAUAGAGCUGUCGUUUACCAGUCGUGAUGGCAUUAUGCAGCUGAUUGAGGAGACUCUGCGCUAUUCGUGGCCCAAGAAUCUGCCCAAGCUGCAGACUCCAUUCCGUCGCAUCACCUACGAGGAGGCACUGGAGAAAUACGGCAACGACAAGCCCGACACACGCUUCGGCUUUCUGCUGACCAACGUUUCCGACAUUAUCGACAAGAGCGAGGACUUCAAGAACAAGCAUGAGGGCGAUCUUGCCGCCUAUGCCAUUGUGGUGCGAGCGAGCGAGGCCUUCUGGAAUGGUGCUGCCCGCAAGCACUACGAGGGUCUGGGCAAAGACUUUGCUGGUACGCUGUUUGUGCGCAAAUUCGGACCCGCCACGGAUGUGCUGGAUCGUCUUGGCAAACUGCUGGGCGAGCAGGUGGCCACUGAAAUUACAGAAAAGUUUGAUCUCGAGGAGAAUGAUCUGCUCUUCCUGGGCAUUGGACCCAAAGUAGAAACUCGCACAUUGUUGGGUCGCAUCCGACUGGAUUACCACGAUUUUCUGGUGGAGAAUGUCAAGAUGAAGAAGCCCAACGACUAUCGCUUCCUGUGGGUCAUAGAUUUUCCCCUGUUCGAGCGCAAUCGUGAGACAAAUCAGCUGGAGAGCGUCCAUCAUCCGUUCACGCAGCCGCACAUCGAUGAUUUGGAUAAUUUUGCCACCAGCUGCGAAAACCUGGAGAACAUACGCUCGCAGGCUUACGAUCUGGUGCUCAAUGGCCAAGAGGUUGGCGGCGGCUCCAUUCGCAUCCACGACCGCGAUAUGCAACAGUUUAUAUUGGAACAGAUCCUGAAGAUACCGCACGAGCAUUUGUCACAUUUACUGAGUGCCUUAGAGUCGGGCUGCCCGCCGCAUGGUGGCAUCGCACUGGGCCUGGAUCGGCUCAUCGCCAUAUUGUGCAGGGCGCGAUCGAUUCGCGAUGUGAUUGCAUUCCCCAAGUCGCUGAAUGGUCGCGAUCCACUCUCGAAUGCACCCGUGCCCAUUUCCGAGGAGGACAUGAAGCUCUAUCACCUGUCGGUGCUGGAGGAAGAGGAUGCCAGCACCAAUAGCACGUCGCUCGACCAAGAGGAUGAUGAUCCCGAUCGAGUGCGUGCCCCGCCAUCGCCCAUGUCCGGCAACAGUGAUACUGAGCAGCCCGAAAUGGAGAUGGACAUUAAGGUGGAGGCUAUCGAUGAGCAGCAACCGGUAAAAACUGAAGAGGAGCCAGAGUCCUCCGCAGCAGUCCCAGUCGCAGCUGUAGAAACACCUGAAUCACCAUCCCCACCACCCCAGGCAGCCACCCCAUCAGUCCCCGCAACGCCGACAACGCGUGCCAAAAGAGUCGUCAAAAAAAAGGUGUAGGGAGCAGCAGCAGCAGCAGUCAGUCAGUGGCGAUUAUUAUUGUACGGAUUAGCAUUUUACUUUUAAGCUCAGAAUUCAAAGAUGGACGGACGAAAUGGACAGGGGACAGGGGAAGUCAAUAACAAUCAUAGCAUUCAGGGUGGGAUCCCCAAUUGUAAUCCCUGCAUUAGAAACGAGAGGAUACAGCAUAAUAAUACCGAUAAUACGAUUUCCGAACCGGCACUCCAUAUUCUUCAAGUCCAUUUCUAAUUAAAUAUGGCUUUAAAACAAAUUUAUUACAAAACUGCUCUUGUAUUCCGGAAUUGUUUAAAAUUAUAUACGAUGCUUGAAUUAAACAAUUAAACCCAUACCCAUACACUGCGUUUCACAACUAUAAGCGCAAGCACAAUCCACUUUUCCAUUCAGUUUUGGAACUUUUCAAAUUGUCAAUUAAGGAAUGAAA